CGGGACAAAAGAAUGAAUUGCUAGACUGUGUAGCUGAUAAAACUGGACAUGGUCGCCCUAAAUGUCUGCUGACUCUGGUCAACCCAAUCGGGGGACAGAAGAAAGGAGCCAAGCUGUACGAGACUAUUGUAGAACCACUGUUUGCACUGGCGGGGAUUGACGCGAAGCGUAUAAUCACAGAGAGAUUCCGUCACGCAGAAGAGAUCGCUGAGACAUAUGACUUCACUGAUGUGGACGGGCUCAUCGUGUCCGGCGGGGACGGGUUGAUGCAGGAGGUCAUCCACGGACUAAUCCCCCGGUUUAAUAAAAGAGUCAACUUCAAUGACCCUGAUGUUGAACUGAAACCUCUACCCAUCACACUCGGCGCUCUGCCCACAGGCACGGGUAACGGAAUCUGUAUGGCAUGUCACGGAUGCACGGACCUGGAGACUGCAACUUUGGCGGUUGUUAGAGGCGAGAAACACUGUCUGAACAUUGUCAGCAUCCACGGAUCUCCCGGCCCUUUGGUAGGAUAUGCAGUGUUUGCCUCAGGGUAUGGUUUCUGGGCUGAUCUGUUCCGGAACGCUGAUGACCAUCGGUGGCUCAAGACAUACCGUUACCUAGGUGGGCGUUAGCAACUCAUAUAUACAGCGUAAUAACGCCUGUAUUUCUGGGAAUUUC
Messenger RNA from Haliotis rufescens (red abalone), 660 nucleotides. RefSeq names its product ceramide kinase-like. The record is from RefSeq and is a predicted model, not a curated record. Lineage: Eukaryota; Metazoa; Mollusca; Gastropoda; Lepetellida; Haliotidae. The coding region runs from base 267 to 614 and encodes 115 amino acids. Gene Ontology annotation, molecular function: kinase activity. The transcript is spliced from 6 exons.